Messenger RNA from Megalops cyprinoides (Indo-Pacific tarpon), 2168 nucleotides. RefSeq names its product calmodulin 3b (phosphorylase kinase, delta) (gene calm3b). The transcript has 6 exons. Bases 376 to 825 code for a protein of 149 amino acids. The record is from RefSeq and is a predicted model, not a curated record. NCBI's taxonomy places the organism in Eukaryota, Metazoa, Chordata, Actinopteri, Elopiformes, Megalopidae. Gene Ontology annotation, molecular function: calcium ion binding.
UCCGGAACGACUCCCGAUCUUGCUAGCUAGACUCUCAAAAGGUAACCUCAACUACAGAAAACUGUCUAGCUAAAACAUUCGUUCCGGGUAGGCAGCAGAUAAAAAAGAUCGUAAAUCUGCCUAAACUAAAGCAGUUUGCAAUUUGCAGUCAAUUACACACACUAACUUCAACUAGUUGCGCUAAAUCGGACUGCACUAUUUCUUGUAACUUUUUACGUAUAGCGCACAUAGACCAUAGCGACGGUGGGGAGUGCAACGUUCCGCUAGAAGCCGCGGAGCGCUAGCGGAGUGUUACACAAGUGCAGGCAACCGACAUCAGUGCGAGGCGCAGAGGAGAUCGGCUCGCUAAAUCAAUAGGCACAUUGCUAAUCAAAAAUGGCCGACCAGCUCACAGAGGAACAGAUUGCUGAGUUCAAGGAGGCGUUCUCGCUGUUUGACAAGGAUGGCGAUGGCACCAUCACCACCAAGGAGCUGGGAACAGUCAUGCGUUCCUUGGGCCAGAACCCCACGGAGGCUGAGUUGCAGGACAUGAUCAAUGAGGUGGACGCUGAUGGGAACGGGACGAUUGACUUCCCUGAGUUCUUGACCAUGAUGGCAAGGAAGAUGAAAGACACGGACAGUGAGGAAGAGAUCAGGGAGGCCUUCAGAGUCUUCGACAAGGAUGGCAACGGCUACAUUAGUGCAGCAGAGCUGCGGCAUGUGAUGACCAACUUGGGUGAGAAGCUGACAGAUGAGGAGGUGGACGAGAUGAUCCGGGAGGCUGACAUCGACGGGGACGGACAAGUCAACUACGAAGAAUUUGUACAGAUGAUGACGGCAAAGUGACCCCACACACGGAAAGAACAUUCCAGCACCGGGCUGUGUUCCCAUCAGCAACAUCCAGCAAGCGUUCAGACACUGCUCCAUCAGCAAGCAUUCAGAUCUCCAGUUUUUCUGUUUUUGCAGUCUUUUUGCCUCCUUUCAAGUCCAUCUACUCCACCAGCUUCACUGGAUUGUUGUCAUUUUCUUCUGUCUUUUUUUCUGUGUUUUGCACCUGUUCAUUGAUCCUUCUGUCAAAGUAUAAUAUUUAGAUGCACAGUAAUAAUCAAAGUAUAUUGGACAAAGCAGAAGACCAAACCAAUCAAACAAAAUAAUUUCAAAAGUUAGGAAAAAAAACAAAUGGGUAAGAGACCUGCAUGCUUCUUGCGUUUUACUGAGUUUAAGUGGCUGUUAGUCAGCACCUGUCUGUGCCCUGUUAGCUCUGGUGGGAGGAAAUCCCCCUUUCAGCAGCUGAUGAUCCCACCCCUUCCAUUGUCCUGCCCCCAGCUUUGGCAAUGCAUCCACUCUGAAAGUGCGGGAUGUCCUGCGCUGCAUCUCUGUGAACAGCGCUCCUAUUGGCAACCGUGACUGUAAUGAGAUUCUCCCCUGCACAUCAGGACUGAGCCCUGAAAGGCCACCUGCACUCCUUUACCAUCUGGGGUCAGGCUGGCUUUGUACAGCAAGAUCAAAAAAGUUCCCAGCAUUCCUCCUUGUGUCUUGAGUAGAGGUGUAGCUCAGGCUGACCGAAGUUAAUUACUUGGGAUGUGUACCUAGUCAAAGCAAGCAUAAUAGUUUGUGUAGAUUCAUUUUGUAAGGGUCAAACAGCCAGCCAUUGUUUUGACUCAGUGAAGAAGCUUGAAGAUGUUUCUUUCCUCCUUAAUAAUAUCCUACAAUAUUUCAGAUAGCUUUCAUUUAUCAGUUAAUGCAUGUCAGCACAAUGACGAACUCAUGUAUUUUUAAAUUCAGAUUUGUAGUUGUGAAACUACCAUAUUUUCCAAGGCAAAUUUUAAUGAUAGACCUUAAUAUUAGUUUUGUACUUGUGGGAGUUGCAGACACAUUCCUUGGGUGGUUUGCUGUAUGGACCGUGAAAUGUGCCGUGAGGUUUGGCUGCUGUGUUACAGUGGGCAACUGAGAUCUGCUUGGUUGUGUUACGUUAACCUCCUCCCUUCACCAUCAUAUGGACCUUCUUACUCUCCUUCGCCACCCCUCUGUGUCAUUUCCUGCUGUCGUGAGUCAGCUCUUUGUGAACGAUGGUGGAUCAAUUUUGAUACCUUUCCUUCUCAUGUUAGUGGAGGGGGGUGCUGGAUUUCCACUGCAGUCUCCUGUUGGUUGUCUUGCUUAUUAAAACUCUUGGACCAUGUGUUUCUAAA